AUGGCCAGCUACGCGUCCUCCACGGCCGACUCGACCUCCACGGGCACAACCGACGAGAUGAAUGAACCGCUCUCGAUCCUCCAGCCGCUGUCCUACUCGGCCAACUCGUGCGGCUACUGUGCAGAGGUCAAGGGCGCCAGGUCGCGCGCCAAGUCGAGCAAAAGCUACGGAGCCUGGGCGCAUGCUUUGUCGGCCGGGACUUACAAGGCACUCCUCGACCGGGGAUGGAGGCGGAGCGGGUGCUACAUGUACAAGCCGGACAUGCGCAACACUUGCUGUCCCCAGUACACCAUCAGUCUCGACGCCGGCAGCUUCAAACCCUCUCGAAGCCAGCGACAAGUCCUCGCACGGUUCAACGCAUUCGUCAAGUCGGGCGAGCGGGAAGGACAGCCUGGAUGGGGACCCUCGGCGACCCAAGAAGCCUCGACUUCCGGCACUUCUCGCGAGACGACGGCGGCAGUGAACGGCGGAAACGACGUUGCGAUGGGCGCGGCGGCACCGACGAAGAAGAAGGACAAGGGGAAAGGCAAGGGAAAGGCUAACCAGGCGGAGGCGGCAGAUUGGUGCGAGUCGGUUCAUGCCGGAGAUUGGGACCGGAGUCCUCAGGACGAGCCGUUCAAGCACCGCUUCGAGUUCACGCUCGAGCCUGCGAGCUACACCGCCGAGAAGUUCCAGCUCUUCAAGCGGUAUCAGAUGGAAGUGCAUGAGGAACCGGCUUCAAAGGUGUCGGAGAAGGGAUUCCGACGGUUCUUGGUCGACACUCCGCUAGAUAUUGAGUCCACAGCAUCGCCUGACUACGCAUACGGCUCACACCACGGUCUCUGGCGCCUCGACGGUCGGCUAAUCGCCUUCGCCGUCCUCGACCUCCUGCCAGGGGCCGUCUCCUCCGUCUACUUCGCGUGGGAUCCGGACUACUCCGGCAUGAGCUUGGGCAAGUUGAGCGCAUUGAGGGAGGCGCAGAUGGUGCGAGAAAUGGAGAAGGCGGGCCUCUGGGCAGAGGGAAGCGGGCGGUACAUGAUGGGCUUCUACAUUCACACUUGCCCGAAGAUGCGGUACAAGGCCGACUACCAGCCUUCCUUCCUGCUCGAACCGAACACCAAUCGCUACGUCCCUUGGGCGCUGUGCAAGCCUCUCCUCGACCUCUCUCCCCGAAUCCUUUCCUUCGCCGAUCCUCCUCCCGCCUCUUCCGCCGCGCCAGAUUCGCAUCAUCCUAUACAUUCCGAGACGCUGCCCACGCCCCCACCAGAAGAUGCCUCGAUGGCAGACUCGGACGACGAAAUGGACGAAGACGACGAGGCGGCGUACCCAUCUCCUCCGCCUCCAGGAUGCCUCGACCCGCACGAGCUGCCGAAGGAGUUGCUCAUCGAGUCGUUCGUGCUCGAGAAGCGGACGCUCAUGCCGUUACUGCUCUCGUCGGCUUGGCAUGACCCGGUAACGCCAAUGGAGGUGCGGGAGCUGUUGGCUACGACGGGCGACGCAGGCAAGGGCAAGCUGGCGAUCUGGACAGGCCGGUAG
Rhodotorula toruloides NP11 is the source of this 1515-nucleotide messenger RNA. RefSeq names its product arginine-tRNA-protein transferase. Gene Ontology annotation, molecular function: arginyl-tRNA--protein transferase activity. Lineage: Eukaryota; Fungi; Basidiomycota; Microbotryomycetes; Sporidiobolales; Sporidiobolaceae. Gene Ontology annotation, cellular component: cytoplasm. The transcript is spliced from 8 exons. Gene Ontology annotation, biological process: protein arginylation. Bases 1 to 1515 code for a protein of 504 amino acids. The record is from RefSeq and is a predicted model, not a curated record.